AUGGCAGAGGACGUGGAGACGUUUGCCUUCCAGGCUGAGAUCAACCAGCUGCUCAACCUCAUCAUCAACACCUUCUACUCAAACAAGGAGAUCUUCUUGCGCGAGCUCAUCUCCAACGCGUCGGACGCCCUCGACAAGAUCCGCUACAUCGGCCUCACCGACAAGCCCGCGCUCGAGACCAACCCGGAGCUCUACGUGCACCUGGUGCCCGACAAGGCCAACAAGUGCAUCCACAUCAUCGACUCGGGCAUCGGCAUGACCAAGGCCGACCUCGUCAACAACCUGGGCACCAUCGCCAAGUCGGGCACCAAGGCCUUCAUGGAGGCCCUCCAGGCCGGCGCUGACGUCAGCAUGAUUGGUCAGUUCGGCGUGGGCUUCUACUCGGCGUACCUGGUCGGCGAUCGGGUGGUGGUGACGACCAAGCACAACGACGACGAGCAGUACGUGUGGGAGUCGGCGGCCGGCGGCACCUUCACCAUCAAGCGCGACACCGAGGGCGAGCCCCUGAAGCGCGGCACCAAGAUCACGGUCUACCUCAAGGAGGACCAGCUCGAGUACCUCGAGGAGCGUCGGCUCAAGGACCUCGUCAAGAAGCACUCCCAGUUCAUUCAGUACCCGAUCUCGCUCUGGGUCGAGAAGACGAAGGAGAAGGAGGUCGAGGAAGAAGCUGAAGAAGAAGAGGAGAAGAAGAAGGCCGAGGAGGAGACUACGGCGGAGGCGCCCAAGAUCGAAGAGGUGACCGAGGAGGAAGAAGAGAAAAAGGAGAAGGAAAAGAAGAAGAAAAAGGUCAAGGAGACGUACCACGAGUGGGAGCUGCUCAACAAGACGAAGCCGAUCUGGACGCGCAACCCGCAGGAGGUGUCCGAGGACGACUACAAGCAGUUCUACAAGAACCUGACCAACGACUGGGAGGACUACCUCGCGGUGAAGCACUUCUCGGUCGAGGGCCAGCUCGAGUUCAAGUCGAUCGUGUUCGUGCCCAAGCGCCCGCCGUUCGACCUGUUCGAGACCCGCAAGAAGCGGGCCAACGUCAAGCUCUACGUGCGUCGAGUCUUCAUCACCGACGACUGCGAGGAGCUCGUGCCCGAGUGGCUCAACUUCGUGCGCGGCAUCGUCGACUCGGAGGACCUGCCGCUCAACAUCUCGCGCGAGAUGCUCCAGCAGAACAAGAUCCUGCGCGUCAUCCGGAAGAACCUCGUCAAGAAGUGCAUCGAGCUCUUCAACGAGAUCGCCGAGAAGAAGGAGGACUUUGACAAGUUCUACGAGGCCUUCGGCAAGAACAUCAAGUACGGCAUCCACGAGGACUCGACCAACCGGACGAAGCUGGCGGAGCUGCUGAGGUUCCAUUCGACGAAGUCGGGCGCGGAGAUGACGUCGUUCAAGGACUACGUGACGCGGAUGAAGGAGAACCAGAAGGAGAUCUACUUCAUCACGGGCGAGACCAAGAAGGCGGUCGAGAGCGCGCCGUUCGUGGAGGGCCUCAAGAGGAAGGGCUACGAGGUGCUGUUCAUGGUGGAUCCCAUCGACGAGUACAUGGUGCAGCAGCUCAAGGAGUACGACGGCAAGAAGCUGGUCAACAUCACCAAGGAGGGCCUCAAGCUCGACGAGACCGAGGAGGAGAAGAAGAAGGCCGAGGAGACCAAGAAGGCCAACGAGAACCUGUGCAAGGUCAUCAAGGACAUCCUCGGCGACAAGGUCGAGAAGGUGGUGAUCUCGAACAGGCUGGUGGACUCGCCGUGCGUGCUGGUGACGGGCGAGUUCGGGUGGUCGGCCAACAUGGAGCGGAUCAUGCGCGCCCAGGCCCUGCGCGACAGCUCGAUGCAGACCUACAUGGUCUCGAAGAAGACGCUGGAGAUCAACCCCGACCACGCGAUCGUGACCGAGCUCAGGAAGAAGGCCGACGCCGACAAGAACGACAAGACCGUGAAGGACCUCGUGUGGCUCCUGUUCGACACGGCCCUGCUCGCGUCGGGCUUCUCGCUCGAGGAGCCGGGCGGCUUCGCCCAGCGCAUCCACCGCAUGAUCAAGCUGGGCCUCAGCAUCGAGGACACCGAGAGCGACCGCGUCAUGGGCGACGACGACCUCCCGCCGCUCGAGAGCGAGGAAGCCAGCGCUGCUGAUGAGGGCUCCAGGAUGGAGGAGGUCGACUAA
Molecule: messenger RNA, 2151 nt
Organism: Acanthamoeba castellanii str. Neff
Lineage: Eukaryota; Discosea; Longamoebia; Acanthamoebidae
Product: heat shock protein 90 alpha, putative
Exons: 4
Coding region: 1-2151 (716 amino acids)
Biological process (GO): cellular response to heat; protein folding; protein stabilization
Cellular component (GO): cytosol; plasma membrane; perinuclear region of cytoplasm
Molecular function (GO): ATP hydrolysis activity; ATP binding; ATP-dependent protein folding chaperone
Source: RefSeq, a predicted model, not a curated record